AUGUCCUCCUGCGAUUUACUCUCAAAAUGGCUGAACCCUCAAUUCCUUCGAACCCUUCUUCUGGAUCCGGACAAAAACAAAUCCACGUGUAUUCAAAUUGCCAGAUUUGUGGCUGCUUAUUACCUGGAUUAUCUGCUGUUUUUGCCAACUGAAGAAGGACUAUUGCCAUCUUUAUAUCUUUGGGGAAAUUUUCAAAAAGAAGAUUUAAAACCAACUGACACCCUGCUAGAUCGCACUAAAGUCAGCUCCAUGCUCCCAGUGGAAUAUUCACCUGCUCUUCCGGCUCUCCUUAUGGUAAAGUGCGAUUCACUAAUUGAAGCAAUCAGUUAUGUGGACCAUUUCGACGACAGACGGACUAGCUUGGUGCUAAGGCUUCUCGCAGAUUCAUUGCAUAACAAGGACCUAACCAUCGAUUUCAUCAAAACCAUGAUCGUGGAAAAUCUGCCCCUUCAAAUUGCCGAAUCGCUAAAAUCACCAUCUCCAAAGUUUGCCCAAAACUUCACAGAAUCAAUUCUCCAACUGGAUGUAGCAAUGCAAGAUGACUUGAUUCAAUUCAUGGAACAACAUCUAAUUGCCACUGCUGAAUUCGUCUUCUCAGAAUUGCCUUUGGAAUCUGAGGAAGUGCUUCCGAAUCCGAUUUACGAGGCACCUGGCGACGUGGCGGAUUCUGAAGAGGGCAGAGCGUUUAUGGAGAUUUUCGGAUAUGUUCAGAUACUUUUGGAGAGUUUUGCAAGGUCCAACCGGAUAGUGGAUCAGUUGAAUUUUACAGUCAAGUUGAUUUCUAACGAUUCGACAACUUCCCUCCGAGUCUCCUCAAACUAUACCCUUCAUCGAGUGCUCCUUCUAAUGCUCCGUAUCACGUAUCGUCAUUUAUUCUCUGUUGCUCUUCGAGAAAAUCACGAAAACCUGGGGAAAAUCGCUGAAAGAUACAAGGAAUUGUUGAAAGAAGACGAUCAAGAGCAUAUUCUACUGAGGGAUUGGUACAGUAGUGCAGAGGAGGAUGAUAUGGAGAGAAUUCAGAAUUUCAUUGAUUGGAUUCAGAAUAAUUAUCAGCAGAACUCCUCUUUACCUCCGCUAACAUCGACAACUCGUGAACUAUGGCUCCGUCGAAUUGUGCUAAAUAGUACAACCAAUCAUAGAGACGUUAGACAGGAAAGAACAAUGGAUUGGUUUCGAUCGGUUUGUCAUCCCAAACAUCGGGUCUGUGAUGUCACCAUGUCCCAAAUGCUGUUCAUCAACACUCAAUGGACGUCUCCUGGCUUCACAUUCAUUCAACCCGGAUGCCUUGCCCUUCGUCUCUCGAUCCACCCCCAUGACCUCUGCCUUGGUACCACCACCACCGGUGUCAACCUAUCCGCCUCUGCCAGAGACAUCCUCUACAGAAACCCAGAGGAAGUGAUAAAGGAUAAGCAACCAAUUUUUACUCCUCGAUUAGCAUCACCAGAUCUAAUUACAAAAUACGCCGAGAAACACGACAAAUUGGCUAGACAAAUGGCAGAAACUACCAGAAAUUUUACACCGAUCGAGGAGCAAUUAAGAGCAUUUUCUAGGCAACAAGAUGAGUUGCAAAUGGAAUUGAAGAGGGAGAGCGAGUUUUUGAGGAGAGCUGGACACUAUCAUUAUCCGGAUAAUAAUGAUGAUAGUGGAUUUGGGGAUGGUGGAUUGUUGCGAGGAAUUGCGGAGGAAAGGAAUAGAGCAGACGCCGCCUCGAAAAACUCAAUGGACGAAGCCCUGGCGAAACAGCUAAAUCUUCUGAACGCAAAAUUGGAUGAAGUGGUCAAAGGGUUAGCAGAUCGACAACAAAAAUCAAUGUACAUCAGAGAAGAGGAUGAGCAAUCGGAAUUAUCUGAAAUUCCAUUGGAAUAUGACGAUGCUCCAGUUGGUGGACAAGUACCUGUUAUUGAGAAAUUGGAUUUUGGAAUGUUGUCAUCGAGAACACCGGCGCCAAUUGGGGAUUUGAGUUUUAAGGAGGAGAAGGAGUUCCACCAAUCUUCCGAAGGAUCCAUCACACCAAAAGCCAUCUCUUCCUCUGACCAUCUCUCUACAGCCAAAUCUUUCUCUAACCCAUUAUUCACCGAAAAACACCCCAAAAUUCCAAUGGAAUGGAUGAAACUGCUCCCAUUGGAAGCUGGAAGUGCUCGACACAAUUUGCUAACUUUUGACAGAAAACUUUCUGAAAUUUUGACGACUCCAAGACAAGACGACUACUUGUUUCGUCGAGAAAUCGUUAGUGAAAGAGGAAUCGGAACUCAGACGUCGUACCGAAAAAAUAGUGUGAGAAGUGGAGAGACGCAGACUAAUGAUGACGUGGCAAAUGUGACACGAAAAGUGGUGGAUAUGAAGUCGGUGAAGAGAUUGAGUGUGGAUGAUAUGAAAAUGGUUAUGGAUAGGGUCGCUAAGUUUUGA
Messenger RNA from Caenorhabditis briggsae, 2406 nucleotides. The record is from RefSeq and is a predicted model, not a curated record. The coding region runs from base 1 to 2406 and encodes 801 amino acids. The transcript is spliced from 8 exons. Lineage: Eukaryota; Metazoa; Nematoda; Chromadorea; Rhabditida; Rhabditidae.